Messenger RNA from Daucus carota subsp. sativus, 2307 nucleotides. Its product is annotated as formin-like protein 8. The record is from RefSeq and is a predicted model, not a curated record. Lineage: Eukaryota; Viridiplantae; Streptophyta; Magnoliopsida; Apiales; Apiaceae. Bases 57 to 2072 code for a protein of 671 amino acids. The transcript is spliced from 2 exons. Gene Ontology annotation, biological process: actin nucleation; actin cytoskeleton organization. Gene Ontology annotation, molecular function: actin filament binding.
CACAUUCCAAACAAAAUCUUUAUACAUUGAUUAGUUCUUCUAAAAGUUCCAUCAGCAUGAAUGUGCAACAGUACUCCUGUGAAUUUAUUUUUUACAUUUUCAUCUUGUGUUGCAGUAUUUCUACUUUACCUCAAUGUUCUUGUCAGUCCAAUUCUCAAAAUAUCGAAACAUUUUACCCUUCUGGGAUUCCUCCUGUCACUAAUAAUCAGCCACCACCUUCUCCAGAAUCGCGAUCAUCGUCAGAUAAGUCUGUUAUUAGAGCAGUUGUUGCAACUGCAGUAAGUACAGUCGUGGUAUCUGCAUUGUUUUUGAUUUAUGUGCUGAGGUACGCGCGUCAGAAGAGGAAUCAUGUCGUUGCUAAUGCUAGUUUGAAGAAGAUUCAUUCCAUUGAGUCGCGUAGAAGUGAUAAAUUUGUGAGAGUGAAUGGAAGUAUGAGGAGGGUGAUUGUUGAUGAGGAAGGCUUGGAUGUGUUGUACUGGAGAGAUUUGGAAGGGGAGGUUUGUCAGACAGAAGAAGAGAAAAACAACAAUUUUUCGAAGCCUUUUGUCAGAGAAGAGUCUUUCUCUUUUGUCAGGUCUAGGACUCUGGUGAAACAGGAGUCAUCGGUUCAGCUUUCGUUGUCUACUUCACGUUCUCCUCCUCUGCUGCCUGCUGCAGGCGUUUCAUCGUCAGCACUGCCACUGCAAGCCCUUCCACCUUUGCCAAAGAAAACUCUGGAUUGGGACAGAGUCAAUAGUGGUUCUUUAAGGGUUGAUGGGGAUCUUAUGGAAGCUCUAUUUGGAUCAGUGGCAACUAACCGAAAAUCUCCUAGAACAGUUGGGAAAAUGUCAAGUCCAAAAGGGGAAAGAAAUGGUCCACCCUCUAAGUUUUUCAUUCUUGAUGCCAGAAAGUCUGAGAACAUAUCAAUUAUAGUGCGAUCUUUGUCUGUUUCACGCAAAGAAAUAGUUGAUGCUCUCAUUGAAGGCGAAGAAUUAGAUGUAGACAUUCUUGAAAAGCUCAACAGAAUAGCCCCUACUGCAGAAGAAGAGACAAAAAUUCUUGCAUUUGAUGAUGAUCACACGAGACUUGCUGAUGCUGAGUCAUUUCUCUAUCAUGUCCUUAAGGCUGUUCCAUCUGCAUUCACUCGAUUUAAGGCUAUGUUGUUUAGAUCAAAUUAUGAUUCCAAGGUUCUUUACCUUAAACAAUCUUUAAGAACACUUGAAUCGGGUUGCAAGGAACUGAGAACUCGUGGGCUAUUACCUAAAGUUACUGAAGCUGUUCUGAAGGCUGGAAAUCAAAUGAAUCCAGGAACUUCACAAGGAAAUGCACAAGCUUUUAACUUAACUCAUCUCCGGAAACUCUCUGAUGUCAAAAGCACAGAUGGGACCACGACAUUGCUUCACUUUGUUUUGGAAGAGGUAAUCCGCGCAGAAGGCAAACAUUGUGUGAUCAAUAGAAGCCACAGCUUGAGUCACAGCAGCAGAAACAUCAGAAAUUCUGGGGGCCAAAUAUUGGAAAAAUCUAUGCCAAUAAAGGACAUGGAAAAUAAAUACAUAAUGCUUGGCUUGCCGAUUGUAGGUGGCAUCAGUCAUCAGUUUCCUAAUGUAAAGAAAGCUGCAAUCCUAGACUACGAUGCCCUGAACAAAGCAUGUUCAACUCUAUCUGACAAUGUUGCAGAAAUACGACAACUUGUUGGAGAAUGUGCAAUUAGUGGUGGCGGAGAAGGUUUCAUCCAAAAAAUGAAAAGCUUCAUAGAAGCAAGUGAAGCAGAAUCAAGAACUCUGAAGAAAGAACUCACCAGUAUCAUGGGGCUUGUAAAGAGAACAACAGAAUAUCAUCAAGCGGGAGCCUCAAAGGACAUAUGGACACAACCACUUCAACUGUUCGUUAUUGUUAAAGAUUUCCUUUCAAUGGUUGAUCAGGUCUGCAUCGACAUAACCAGAGAUAUGCAGAAGAGGAAAUCUCAGGUACCGACAUCACCUUCCACUGCUUAUAAAAAUUCUGCAAAGUUCCCUUUAUUGCCAGAAAACUUCAUGUCAGAUAUGUCAAAUAGGAGUUCCAGUGAUUCAGAUCAUGAUAGUAAGGUUAUGUAAUUUUCAAAUUUUAGUGGCAAGGAAAGAUAACAGUUGUACAUAGUAUACAUAGGUAAAAACUGCUAGAGAGUAUACAGAAAAGAGUUCAUUUAUAGUUCCCGUUCUUGUCAAUUUUUUUUUCCUAAUCAAUAAACAAUAAACCGUGCCAUACCUAAUUGUGGCAGUAAAGCAGUGUACACAUAUGUAUUGUACCAAUCGUGUUAGAGGGUGUUUGGAAACGUGCAUUUCAUUUCAA